Radiomyces spectabilis is the source of this 222-nucleotide messenger RNA. RefSeq lists its product as uncharacterized. The transcript has 3 exons. NCBI's taxonomy places the organism in Eukaryota, Fungi, Mucoromycota, Mucoromycetes, Mucorales, Radiomycetaceae. Bases 1 to 222 code for a protein of 73 amino acids. The record is from RefSeq and is a predicted model, not a curated record.
AUGCCGAACUUUAUGCUUCGUGUGUGGGAAGCCUUCAGGCGUUACGAAGAAUACCACGGAGUCACCCUUCCACAAUCGGCAAAAACAGUGGGGAAGGAAGCCGUUCGCGGCAUUCAAAGCUAUAAGCCGUUUUCAUCUGAGAACUUCAAUGUUCCGGGUGAUAUAGAACAUCCGCGGAUCUACGACGAAAACGCUGAGGAAUACCGAAGAAGGUCCCGUUAA